AUGACCGAGUCAACCUCUCAGACCAAGAUCUUCCUUACAGGGGCUACAGGUUACAUCGGCGGAUCUGUGCUGGACCGCCUCCUCCACCACCCCAGCGCCGACACGUUCGCUAUUACCGUCUUCACCCGAUCUGCAGAGAAGGCGAAGCUGCUGGAGGAGAGUUUCGGCGUCAAAGCCGUCGUCGGGACGCACGCCGAUCAUGACAAGCUCGAGGCGCUUGCGGAGGAGUCUCAUGUAGUCUUUUCAUGUGCCGAUGCAGACGACCUUCCUGCUAUCGAGGCGAUCUUGCGGGGUCUGCGGAAAAGACAUGCGUCGAUUGGUGAUCUUCCAAUAUUCAUCCACACGUCGGGAACGGGUGUCAUUUCUGAACCGGCGAAGGGCAUGUUCGCGUCGGAGACUGUCUACUCAGAUCUGAACGUCGAGCAGAUCAAAUCCAUUCCGCCCACUGCGCUACACCGGAACGUAGAUCUUGCGAUUGUCGAUGCGGAUAUCCAGGGUUAUGCGCUCACUUAUAUCAUCCUUCCGUCUACUAUCUACGGCCUUGCCACUGGACCACUGGUUGAUGCGGGUAUCUCCAAUCCCCAGUCCAUUCAGAUCCCCAACAUCAUCCGCGCCUCGAUCGACAGGAAGCAAGGGGGUGUGGUCGGCUUGGGCAAGGCUUUGUGGCCAGAUGUUCACAUUGACGAUGUGGCGGAUCUGUACAUUGUGCUUUUCGACGCAAUCACGCGAGACAAUAAGGGGAUUGGUCAUGGCUGGGAAGGCUUUUACUUUGGCGAGAAUGGUGAGCACUCGUGGUACGAUAUCAGCAAAUCUAUCUCGGUGGCAUUCGUCGAGCUGGGUAUUGGCGGCACGGACAGCCCGACGUGCUUCACGACGGAAGAACUGAUCAAGUACUGGGGCUCCGAGGACAAAGGCAAUUAUAGCGGGUCCAACUCGCGCUGCCGAGCAGACCGAGGUCGAUCGAUUGGCUGGAAGCCGACAAAAACUACGACAGACAUGCUGAAGAGUAUUAAACCUGAGGUAGAGCUACUGUGGAAGAAGGCACAGGCCGGAGGUGGCGUGAAGCUGUCGAGCUCACGGUAA
Molecule: messenger RNA, 1083 nt
Organism: Fibroporia radiculosa
Lineage: Eukaryota; Fungi; Basidiomycota; Agaricomycetes; Polyporales; Fibroporiaceae
Exons: 7
Coding region: 1-1083 (360 amino acids)
Source: RefSeq, a predicted model, not a curated record